UCGACUCCUGUCAUAAGUUUCGUUUUCCUUUCUUCAUAAAAGAAGGCGUGUUGUAUUUGGUUUAGGUCAGCUGUACAGUCCAUGAAUCAUUAUUAGCCCAGAUUCCUUUCGCGAUGGCAUCAAGAGAUUUAAUUAUCAGGGUCCUAUGUGAGAACCAGGGAUGUUUGGACUUCGAGCAGCUGCUAGAACUCUCGCAGAGUAAUUUCGGCUUUGAGGUGGCAGACCUGCGCUCGGUUCUUUUCAACGACGGCAUAAUAGCGAUUAAAGAAGGAAAACAGCCGAUCACCAGCGGUAACCCUAUCAGGCCUGAUAGUCUGGUAGUUGCUAAAACUAAUCUGAGGCUUUGUCAGAAAAAAGCUGGCGAGUGCACCCAGUGUGAUUCUUUACACCUGUGCAGGUAUCUGGUGUCUGGAAGCUGCACGUUCGGACAGAAGUGUAAAAAUCCACACAGUCUGUCUUCUCCACACAACAAUGGGCUUUUAAAGAGGCAUGGUCUUCAGAAUUUAACAGAGAAACAGUUGUUGCAGCUCUUACUGCAGAAUGAUCCUUUUCUGCUUCCUGAGGUAUGCCCACACUACAACAAAGGUAAUGGUCAGUUUGGCUCCUGCAAAUUCACCAGCACCUGCAAGAAGCUCCACAUCUGCCUGCACUUCUUGCAGGGAGACUGUAAGUUUGGCUCUUCGUGCAAGAGAACCCAUACUUUUGAUGAACAAGCACUGAAGCUUUUCCAAGGAUUCAAUGAGGAGAAUAUUAAAAACAUUUACAAGAUCUAUAGGAAUAAAUUCAUCAUCACUGGCCAACAAGAGAAGCCAACUGCUGCUCCAGUGUGUCCAGAGGUGAGAAUCAGCCCUCAGCAGCUUUCCCAUCAGCCUCCUCAAAAAAAACCUGGAUCUUCGGCUAAAUCUGCUGGUCCUUCAAAAUCAAUAACUGAUGCUGAGCGCAACGAAAUCUGUCUCUUCUUUAUUCGUAGACACUGCAGCUUCAAAGAGAAAUGUGGUCGUGUCCACUGGCACCUACCUUACAGAUGGCAGGUUUUGGACCAAGAUGGGUUGACCUGGAAGGACUUGGUCAACAUGGAGGAAGUCGAGAAAGCAUUCUGUGACCCAUCAUGUGAGACGAGCUGCAAAGAUCAGCCAGCACCCAUAUCAGGACUUUUUAAGUUUCUGACUUUUCAAAGCAUUGCAUCGAAAAGCGAGUCUUAUGUGGACUUUAAAACAAUGAAGUACGAAGGAUCUCCAGUUCGGCGGCUGUCCACUGCCUCCUCUGUCACCAAGCCCCCACAUUUCAUUUUAACAACAGAGUGGUUGUGGUACUGGAAGGAAAACAAUGGAAACUGGGUGGAGUAUGGACAGGGUUCAGAAGAUGCCUCAGUCACUUCUCAAACCCUGGAAAAUGUGUACCUGGCAGACAGUGAAGCAGAAAUCCCUUUCCAGGCUGGCAAACAAAAGUAUGUUUUCCACUUUAAAGGUGAAGCAGGAACCCAGCAAAUGUAUCAGCAGAAUUUACAAUACCAGACCAAGAGAGAGGUCCGAAGGAGGCCUCGCUUUGUGUCUGCUCAUGAUGUGGAGGAGAAGCUCAAGAGGGAAAAAUCAAACAUCUCCAGCUCCUCCAUUGUGGAAAAUGUUCCGUCCCACUGGGACAAGAGUGCACUGCCUGAUUUAGGAUACAAGCUCCUGCUUCUGUCCAAACCUGCAGCAGAUUACAAUAUGAUCGAGAUGUUGUUCAAGCUCACCAUGCCUAAUGGUUACAUCGAAAGCAUCCAGAGGAUUCAGAAUCCGUCCUUGUGGAAGGUCUUUCAAUGGCAAAAGGAGCAGAUGCAGAAGAGGAACGGGGGGAAACUUCCGGAUCAGCAGUACUUGUUCCACGGGACAGAUGAGACUCUGGUUGAUGCCAUAUGUGAGCAAAACUUUGACUGGAGGAUGUGUGGUGUCCAUGGAACAGCCUAUGGCAAAGGAAGCUACUUUGCCAAAGAUGCAUCCUACUCAGACAGAUAUUCCAGGGCUGGAGGAAGUCGAACAAAGACUAUGUUUGUUGCUCUGGUCCUGGUAGGUGAAUACACAACUGGGAGGAGCAGCUACGUUCGACCACCUCCAAAAGCGGGAAGCCAAGCUCUUUAUGACAGCUGUGUUAAUUCCACCAGCAACCCCAGCAUAUAUGUGAUUUUUGAAAAACAGCAGAUUUACCCAGAGUAUCUAAUCAAAUACAGAUAAGUCAAAACUAAUCGGCUUUCCUUUUCUCAAGAUUUUGGUUGAGGGAAUAAUCGCAGCAUAGGAUGCUUUAUAGAGUGGCUUUGAUUUUUUGAUUAAGGUUACAUGAACCUGUUGAAUAAUAGAAUUUUAAAUGCUUAGACUACCUGCUAUGGGAAGCUCUAGUAAUUAAUCUUUUUUUUCUCCUUCCAGCUCAAAGUUUAUCUCACUCUAUGUUUUCUGUAUCCUCUUACUCAUGGUCUAUUUAUUAACUUAAUGGGAGGCAGCAACAUGUGCAUAUUUGUGCAUAUACAAGAGUGAGUAAGUUUUGUGUCUCUGUUUAGUGAAUCAUCAAACUAGGUUAAAUGGGCUAAAAACUAAAGGGUGGCAGGGCCUGGCAGUCUGUCGCUCCAAAGCUGUGGAAAACUUUGUUUUGCUGACUCUGUGGACAAGUUAAAAAUAAGUUGAAUAUCUUUUUGUUUUAUCAGGCUUUCAUGUUACAUUUUUAAUGUAAAUCUUUUCAUUUGGUUUGUAUCACUUACAUAUAAUUUAAUUUUACCUAUGCUGUUCAGCACUUUGUGAUUCUAAGUCUGGGCACUAUAUGAAAAAUCUUGCUUACUUAUUAACUACUAACUAUGACAAAUUUCACAAAUGAAGCGAUCCAUUCUUACUAAACGUAUGUGUAGGAGGUUGCAUAGUACCCAUUCAUUACUAGCCUUUGCUAAAUGGGGCCCCUUAAUAAAACAAAAUGCAUAGAAAGUAUAGUCACUUCUUCAGGCACUUGUUUCACCACUGAAUAAUGGUAUUGAUGUGAGAUUUUAGGUCUCUGUGUAACUGUGUUUUCAUAAUUUAUGUGGCUAUAGACCAAGUUAGUAAAUGCUCUAAACAACUGCAUUGUUUUACCAUAAAGGUUUUGAAUUUCUUAGAAAUUUCAAAACAAAUUUUCUAAAAUUCAAUUCAAAUUAAUUUGUUUAUAUAGCAACAUAUCACAAGUCCAAAUCAUAUCCAAAAAUGUAUAGUCAUAUCAAGCCAAUAGCAAAAUCAUAUAGAUGUAUUUAAAGUUCAUUUACAUACUUUCCUCGUUAAACACAGUUAUAAAAUUAUAGCCACUAUGCCUAUAUGCUAAAAAUGUUAUACUGUCAGAUCAUCCUUAGUGAAAGCUUAAAUAAAGAAUUGUAAAAUAAAA
Molecule: messenger RNA, 3372 nt
Organism: Girardinichthys multiradiatus
Lineage: Eukaryota; Metazoa; Chordata; Actinopteri; Cyprinodontiformes; Goodeidae
Gene: parp12a
Product: poly (ADP-ribose) polymerase family, member 12a
Exons: 11
Coding region: 114-2210 (698 amino acids)
Molecular function (GO): NAD+ poly-ADP-ribosyltransferase activity; metal ion binding
Source: RefSeq, a predicted model, not a curated record